This is a messenger RNA of Plasmodium reichenowi, 1176 nucleotides long. RefSeq lists its product as hypothetical. The record is from RefSeq and is a predicted model, not a curated record. The transcript has 11 exons. Lineage: Eukaryota; Apicomplexa; Aconoidasida; Haemosporida; Plasmodiidae. Bases 1 to 1176 code for a protein of 391 amino acids.
AUGAAAUUAAGUUGUAAUUAUUUGUCUAAAUUAAAUAAAAAAAAAAUAAAAAAGCAAAAUGAAAUACUUAAUGAAGAAUUACGAAAAAUUGAAGAUAAAUGGUUUAACGAUGAUGAUGAAAAAAACAACACUGAGGAAAAUGAUAAAUUAACUAAAAGAAAAGAAAUGUUAGAGUUUAUACAAAAACAAGAUGAAUUUAAAAAUUUAAAGAAAAUUUCUUCUGAUGAAGAUGAUAAGCCACCAGAAAAAAAAAAGGAGCGUAUUAUUAAAAAUGAUAAAGAUUUAUUAAAAGAAUUACAAAAGCAAAUUAAGGAAAAAAAAUUACAAAAAGAAAAGUUAAAUAAGGAAAACCAAAAGAGAGAAGAAAUCGAAACAAUUUAUUUAUCAGAACUUGAAGAGAAACAAAAGGAGGAAGAGAAAAAUGUUAUAUUAAGAAAUAAAGAAAGUGCUUUAAUAAUUAAAAAUCAAAUGGAGGAAAAUACACUAAGGAAACAUGAGGAAGAAAAAUUAAAAAUUAUAGAAGGUGAAAUUAUGAAAAAACGUUUUGAGAAAAAUAAAAUCGAUGAAUUAGAAAAAAGGAAAGAAAAAAUAUCCGAACAGAAAGAACUUUACAGCUACAUAUUGGAGAGUAAUAAAAAGCACAUAGAAGCUAUAAAUGAACAAAAGAAAGAGGAAAAGAGAAAAGAUGCAGAAUAUGUAAGAUAUUUAGAAGAAAAGGCAAAAAGAGAAAAGGAAUACGAUGAAAAAAUAAAAAAAGAAAAAGACGAUAAGGAAAAAGAAAUACAUGAAAUAAGGAUGAAGCAAAAAAAGAAUGUUGAAUUGGCUGCUCAUUUUGAUGAAAUACAAGCAUUAAAAUGGCAGAAGGAAACCAAGCGUAAAGAAGAUGAAAAAAGAAUUAUUGAGGAAAAAGAGAAGAACAGAAAAAACGAAGAAUUAAAGGAAGCAAGAUUGAUAGCAAUGGUAGAAAAAAAGAAAAAGGAAGAUGAAAAAAUAGAAGAACGUAAGAAGGACGCUGAAAAUUUGAGAGAAAUAUAUGAACGUCAUGAAAAGGAAAAAAAAGAAGAAGAAGAAAAUGAGAAAUUAAAAAAAAAGGAUUAUUAUGAAAGUUUAACAAAAUUAGUUAAUUUGAAAAAUAAAAAAAAAAUUAAAAAAAAAAAAAUUAAUAAUGAAAAAUAA